UAAGUCCCCCCUCAACAUCCUCCCUUUAUUCCGGGCUUUUUGUUUGUUUUUGUCCUGACACACAAAACAAAAAUUCCUCCAGGGACUGCUGCGGCGGGGGCAAGUGUAAGAGGCAGAGCGGUGAUGAUGGAGGAGAGGUGUCCCAAAGUGGAGCAGUAUGUUGGUGAAAUUAAAGGUGGCCUGAGACCAGCCAUGAAACUCACAGUCAUAGGAAUGAUACACUCCAACCCCAAGAGCUUUUCAGUGACUCUGCUCUGUGAUCCAGUGGAUGUAAACAAAGAUGUUGGGCUGUUAUUUACAGUUAACUUUAGUGACAAAUCCAUCACCCGAAAUGCACGAAUUGCUGGGAAAUGGGGAAGAGAAGAGAAGACCAUUCCCUAUUUCCCAUUUACAGCAGGCGACACAUUUAAGAUGGAGCUGUUAUGUGAACACCAGCAAAUACGAGUCUUGCUUGAUGGACGGCAGCUCUGUGACUUCACUCACCGCAUUCAGCCCCUGAACUUGGUGAAAGCUUUGCAGAUAUCAGGGGACAUCAAGCUUACCAAAGUGGCUUGAAAAAAAGGAGACCACAGCAUCACCAGGGGACAGAGGCAAAUGUACUUUCUCCUGUUUGAGAAAUGUUUUCUCUUUUUCCCCUGGAUGAUUCUGGAGAGUGGGAACUGUAUAUUUUUAAUUUGCUGAUGUGUUUGAAAUAUACACUUUUUUUCUCAUAUACACUCAGCAACUGCAGAGCUAUGUCUGGUCCAGGUAAAUCAGAGAGCCUUCAGUGAAUUAUUAUUUUGGCCUCCCAAACUGCAAGAUUUAUGAUCCUGUGCAGUAUCUCAUGGUCCCCUAACCCCCCAGGCAUGGUAGCUGGUGGAGCUCAGUCCUCCAUGGUGGUGUGGAUGUGACUUGUGUGACUAGAACUGGCCUGUAUGCCGGUGGUAGGACUGGGAAAAGAGAAACAGGACAUUUUUCUUAUAAGUGAAUAAGGGAGUCUGGUGAUCCCCAGCAGGGCUCACGUUAUCAGGAGGGAAUUGCUUUUCCUGGAAGCUCUGCUCAAUCAGCACAAAGCCACCUGUGCUUCCCAGUACAGAGGAAUAAAUGCCUUACCAGCAUCCCUGUCUCUUGCAGGUAGCAUUCUCGUGAACUGAAAGGUUUCAACAGCUGUGGAUUUCACAGUCUUCUCUGGACCAGCGCUAGGAAAUGGUGUCUGUAGCUGAAACUGCAUUGCCCGUUCUUGUAUCUAAUAAAACUGCAUCUUCGCUGGCAAACUUCUUUACCAGCUAUGUUAAAUAUUUGAAUGAACAUGAGUGUUGUGCUGUUAUUUCAUUGCUGUAACUUUAGAAAAAAAAUCCCAAAUACAUGGCUAUUCUAAUACAUAGAUAAACUUAUAUCAUAGCUGCUGCCUUUGGCUCUGUUAUGGUUGGUUGGUUAUAACUCAGGAUGAAGGGGAAAGUGUCUAGAUGAAGAGACUUUUUUUCAGUGCAUACCUUGGAGAACAAAAAAUCUGCAAAGAGGUGGUUCUGUGGAUAGAGAGUUGUCAAAUUCCUCUAUGACUUCAGGGAAGAUAUAGAGCAUGCUGUCUUCAAAGAGCUUUUGGAGGCUCUGUAGAGUCUGACU
Molecule: messenger RNA, 1602 nt
Organism: Tyto alba (common barn owl)
Lineage: Eukaryota; Metazoa; Chordata; Aves; Strigiformes; Tytonidae
Product: galectin-related protein A
Exons: 4
Coding region: 124-555 (143 amino acids)
Molecular function (GO): carbohydrate binding
Source: RefSeq, a predicted model, not a curated record